Molecule: messenger RNA, 2151 nt
Organism: Platichthys flesus (European flounder)
Lineage: Eukaryota; Metazoa; Chordata; Actinopteri; Pleuronectiformes; Pleuronectidae
Gene: aspscr1
Product: ASPSCR1 tether for SLC2A4, UBX domain containing
Exons: 17
Coding region: 15-1853 (612 amino acids)
Molecular function (GO): protein binding
Source: RefSeq, a predicted model, not a curated record
CGUCACGGCACACAAUGGCAGCCAGCGGUACAGCUGUGACGAUCCUCACUCCAAAUGGGAGACGAGAAGCAUUCAAAGUGGCUCCAAACACCCCGUUACUGAAGGUGCUGGAGGACGUGUGCAGAAAACAUGGAUUCAACCCAGACGAUUACGGUUUGAAGUUUCAGAGGACUCUUAUCGACCUGACGCUGCAAUUGAGGUUUGCCAACCUGCCCAAUAAUGCUAAACUGGAAAUGGUUACAAGUACAAGGAAACAAUCUGCAGCCGAGAGCCAGGUGCGGAUUGCUCUUCAGAUGGAGGACGGCUCUCGGCUCCAGGGUUCCUUCUCCUGUGGACAAAGUCUGUGGGAGCUGCUCACACAUUUCCCUCCGAUAAGUGUUUCAGGGCUGUCGGAGUCAGGAUCCACUCCUGUAUGUGUUUACAUGAGAGAUGAGGUGAGUGGGGAAGAAGCACUAAAGAAGACCACACUGAAGUCACUGGGUCUCACAGGAGGAAGUGCCAUUGUCCGGUUUUUACUCAAAAAGGACAAAUCUCUUGGAAAGGAAGAUGACAGAGAAGCCAUUGAAACAGCUGCUAUUCCAACCAGGCCUGUUGCCAAGGAAACCCUCCAUAGCACAUCAUCACAGCCCGAUCCUGCUUCAUCACAUCCAGUGACGUCAACAACAGCCGAGCAAGUUAAAAAUUCGAGGCCUGAUAGCCCAAUGGAUACCCGGCCUGUGCCAACUCCUGCCUCUGUUGCAAGCUCACUUCCUGUUCAACAGGAAGUUCCUGUAAAACAGAAAGAGGUUCUGAACCCCAAGGAUGCAGUACGGCCAAAAGUCGCCCCUGUGGAGAGAAGUGUCUCAGAAAAUGAUGGCGAGGAAGCAGGGCCAUCAGGACUAAGCUCUCAUGCAUCUUCAUCUGCGUCCCCCGCUCCCCUAGCCCCAUUCAUCCCCUUCUCUGGAGGCGGUCAGCGCCUCGGGGGUCCAGCGGGAGGAGCAGUCGGACGAUCACCGUCUUUGUCCGCUCUGGCAGUGGAGUCACCCAAAGCCAAGAAAGCCAAAUCCAGCCACGGUUCGGGCACCAAGGGUCAUGUCACUGCCAACCAGCCCGAUGACGACAUGGAUCAUGGGGAGGAGUUCCUGGAGCCAGUGGAGAGGGAGCCUCUCAUCUACCACCUGGACUCCAUGUCCCGUAAGUCUGCGGACCAUAGGGAUCUGCCAGACGAGUUCUUUGAAAUAACAGUGGAUGACGUGCGGAAGCGCUUCGCCCAGCUGAAGAGCGAGAGGAAGGUUUUGGAGGAGGCUCCACUGAUGACUAAAUCUCUGAGAGAAAACCAGAUGAAGGAGAAGAUGUACAGAUAUCCCAAAGUGGUCCUGAGGGUCCAGUUUCCAGACAGACAUGUCCUACAAGGCUUCUUCAGGCCCCUGGAGACAGUUGAUACAGUGAGGAGCUUUGUGAGGAGUCAUCUGGAGAAUCCUCAGCUUAGUUUCUACCUGUUCAUCACACCCCCAAAAACCAUUCUGGACGACCCUUCAGCUUCACUUUUCCAGGCCGACUUGUUUCCUGGUGCAGUGGUUUAUUUCGGCUCCGACGAUAAUACAGAUUUUUACAUAAAGAGGGAACUCCUUCAAUCCUCUGUCUCAGCCUUGCAAGCAAAUGAGACCAUUGCAAGCUGCAUGAUCCAGUCCCCGACGCCCUCCUCCAGCUCUGUGGACUCAGAGGAGCCGCUGCCUUCCCCAGAGCAGAUGUCAGACACCAGUGGGCCCACUCAGGAUGAGCAAGACCCAUCCGCACCCACCCAGGCGGCUAAAACAACCAGAUCUGACCUGGGGAAAGUGCCCAAGUGGCUCAAGCUUCCAGGUAAGAAGUGAGACUGUGAGGACCGACCACAGACGUCUGAAGAGCUCUGCUUUGCAGGCUGAGAAAAGCACUUCCACCUUUGCUGCGAUUCUGAAAAAGCCUCAACAUUGUGACAACAGUGGACUUAAUCCUGACGCCUGCGCUUAAUAGUUUUUCAUAAAGUCAAAGUAAUGAACUGAGUAUCUGAGUGAUAAAGAGAAAUUGCCAUGAAGUUUGAUGCUGUUUCAUUCCGGUUGAGCGUGCUGAAGAGGCUGCUGUUAUUCAGCAGCUGAAAACAUAACAAAGUGAAUAAAGAUUGUUGAAUUAAAA